UGAACAGUCAAUUCAAUACUUAAAGAAAAGAGGUCAAGUUGUCAUUCACAGAGUGGGUUUAACAGUACAGCACUUCAGCAGGAGUAUACUUCAGUCAGAAAACAGAAUAAUGGCUCCAAAUCAACUCUGAGUUUUCAGACCGACAAAUUUCUCUGUAAUGCCCGACGUGCUGGAAAAAUUGAACCUUUCUCACCGGGAGAACUUCAGGGCGGCAUGGGAGUGUACUAGAUCCUUCUGGUCAGAUCCUGUUCUGUAUUUCCCUAUUUGAUUUUGCAGGAUGAUUUCUGGGUUUUGAGGAGCAGAAGUUUGGGUUCAAAAAAAACACAAACUUUUACUGGGGUUAAGAGCUGAAAUUGUGGUAAAAUUAGCAGCUUUCCCAGUUUUGAUUCUCAGGAAUCCUUCUAAGUGAGAUAAUUUAUGCUGUGAGUGAUGGGUGUGGCUUUGUGGAGAUUGCUGUCUCACUGAUGUCCCAUUGUAGAAAACAUAUAGAAUUGAAGCUUACAUACUUGGUCUUUGUUCAUUUUAUUUGUCCAUAAGUUUAGCUUUCCUUAGCUGAAUCCCAUUUGGAUGUGAGGAAUUAACUAUGUCUGUAAUUUCAGAAAAGAGUAUGGUUCCAUCAAGAUUUCUUUCAUGCCUAAUAGCCCUAUCUUUGUUUCUUUUAAUCAUCUCUUCUUUGUCCCUCCUUCAAUUCAGUACCAGUUCUUUCCUACCCAGUUCGGUUUUCCAGUUUAUUCUCGUUAACAAUAGCACUUCGGGUUUUUGGAAUUCAAACAUUAGUGGUGGGGAAAUUGGAACGCCUUUCUUUCCUUCUGAAAAUGUUAAAAACUCAGAGGCGGUUCUCUCGACCCCCUCUCCCAGUAACAGCCUGGGUAGUCAAGAACCUAACAGAAAGUGUGAAGUGAAUCGGGCUCUUCUUCGAGUUUAUAUGUAUGACCUGCCUCCUGAAUUUCACUUUGGGCUGUUAGGUUGGAAGGGAAGUAAGGACGAAAUGUGGCCUAAUGUGAAUGAACCAAGCCAAAUUCCACGAUAUCCUGGUGGCUUAAACUUACAGCAUAGCAUAGAAUAUUGGCUCACACUUGACCUAUUAUCAUCGAAUAUCCCGACUAUUGCUAGGCCAUGCACAGCUGUCAGAGUGCGAAAUUCAACUGAAGCGAACGUCAUAUUUGUGCCAUUUUUCGCUUCUCUGAGUUACAACCGACAUUCUAAGAUUCAAGAAAAGGAAAAGAUCAGUACUGACAGACUGCUGCAGAACAAACUGGUUGAAUUCUUGAAAAGUCGGGAUGAAUGGAAGCGAUUUGGUGGUAGGGAUCAUCUCGUUGUGGCUCACCAUCCCAAUAGUAUGUUGGUCGCGAGGAAGAAUCUGGGUUCUGCCAUGUUUGUACUUGCGGAUUUUGGAAGAUAUCCAGUCGAGAUAGCAAAUAUUGAAAAGGAUGUCAUUGCUCCUUACAAACAUAUGGUAAAGACUAUAGAUGCUGGGAAUUCACGCCCGUUUAACGAGCGCCCUAUACUCAUCUAUUUUCAAGGAGAGAUAUACAGAAAAGAUGGUGGAGCUAUUCGUCAAGAUUUAUACUACCUUCUCAAAGAUGAAAAAGGCGUGCACUUCAAGUUUGGAAGCACUCAAUCAAAUGGUGUCGUCUCGGCUAGCCAAGGAAUGUCUUCAUCGAAAUUCUGUCUGAACAUUGCCGGGGACACUCCCUCCUCGAAUCGACUCUUUGAUGCCAUUGCUAGUCACUGUGUCCCAGUGAUAAUUAGCGAUGAGAUCGAGCUGCCAUAUGAAGACGUCCUUGAUUACUCUGAAUUCUGCAUUUUCGUCCGAGCUUCGGAUGCUGUAAGGAAGGAUUACCUUCUGAAUCUUCUUGGAGGAAUCCGAGAAGACAAGUGGACCAAAAUGUGGAAAAGGCUAAAAGAGCUCACCGUACAUUUUGAAUACCAGUACCCAUCCCAACAUAACGAUGCUGUGGAUAUGAUUUGGCAGGCAGUUUCGAGAAAGAUAUAUUCUAUACAACUGAAGGCUCAUCAUGAUAACAGAUACCAUAGAUCAGAGCUCUUUUUAAAGAAACAAUGAUGAAUGUUCCAAAGAUUGUAUUAUCUAUGACAGAUAUCAGCUCCAGGUUAGGCUUUACCUUAUAGAACACUAUCAUCUGUACUUUUAUUACCAUUACUCGACUCUAGUAAAAAAAAAAAAAUUAAAUAAAAGUUAAAAUUCUUAUUAUGAAGCUCAAA
Molecule: messenger RNA, 2223 nt
Organism: Ipomoea nil (Japanese morning glory)
Lineage: Eukaryota; Viridiplantae; Streptophyta; Magnoliopsida; Solanales; Convolvulaceae
Product: probable arabinosyltransferase ARAD1
Exons: 3
Coding region: 584-2065 (493 amino acids)
Molecular function (GO): glycosyltransferase activity
Source: RefSeq, a predicted model, not a curated record